This is a messenger RNA of Callorhinus ursinus (northern fur seal), 8251 nucleotides long. The record is from RefSeq and is a predicted model, not a curated record. NCBI's taxonomy places the organism in Eukaryota, Metazoa, Chordata, Mammalia, Carnivora, Otariidae.
CAAUGAAAGUUGAACCCUGAGUGUAAUUUGUGCCAAGCAGGACUGAUGUGCGCCCAGAAGGAAUGAAGUAUGGAUGUGAAAGAACGUAGGCCUUACUGCUCGCUGACCAAGAGCAGACGAGAGAAAGAACGGCGGUAUACAAAUUCCUCAGCGGACAAUGAAGAGUGUAGGGUACCUACACAGAAGUCUUACAGUUCCAGUGAAACCUUGAAAGCUUUUGAUCAUGAUUCCUCACGGCUGCUUUACGGAAACAGAGUAAAGGAUUUGGUUCACAGAGAGGCAGACGAAUACACCAGACAAGGACAGAAUUUUACCCUAAGGCAGUUAGGAGUUUGUGAACCAGCAACUCGAAGAGGACUGGCAUUUUGUGCGGAAAUGGGGCUCCCCCACAGAGGUUACUCUAUCAGUGCAGGGUCAGAUGCUGAUACUGAAAAUGAAGCAGUGAUGUCCCCAGAGCAUGCCAUGAGACUUUGGGGCAGGGGGGUCAAAUCAGGCCGCAGCUCCUGCCUGUCAAGUCGGUCCAACUCAGCCCUCACCCUGACAGACACGGAGCACGAGAACAAGUCCGACAGUGAGAAUGAGCAACCUGCAAACAACCAAGGCCAGCCCACUCUGCAGCCUUUGCCACCACCCCAUAAACAGCACCCCGCACAACACCAUCCGUCCAUCACUUCUCUCAACAGAAACUCCCUGACCAAUAGAAGGAACCAGAGUCCGGCCCCGCCGGCUGCUUUGCCCGCCGAGCUGCAAACCACACCCGAGUCCGUCCAGCUGCAGGACAGCUGGGUCCUUGGCAGUAAUGUACCACUGGAAAGCAGGCAUUUCCUAUUCAAAACAGGAACAGGGACAACGCCACUGUUCAGCACUGCAACCCCAGGAUACACAAUGGCAUCUGGCUCUGUUUAUUCGCCGCCUACUCGGCCACUACCUAGAAACACCCUAUCAAGAAGUGCUUUUAAAUUCAAGAAGACUUCAAAGUACUGUAGCUGGAAAUGUACUGCCCUCUGCGCAGUAGGGGUCUCCGUGCUCCUGGCAAUACUCCUAUCGUAUUUUAUAGCAAUGCAUCUCUUUGGCCUCAACUGGCAGUUACAGCAGACUGAAAAUGACACAUUUGAGAAUGGAAAAGUGAAUUCUGAUACUAUGCCAACAAACACUGUAUCAUUACCUUCUGGCGACAAUGGAAAAUUUGGUGGAUUUACACAAGAAAAUAACACCAUAGAUUCUGGAGAACUUGAUAUUGGCCGAAGAGCAAUUCAAGAGGUUCCUCCUGGGAUCUUCUGGAGAUCACAGCUUUUUAUUGAUCAGCCACAGUUUCUUAAAUUCAAUAUCUCUCUUCAGAAGGAUGCAUUGAUUGGAGUAUAUGGCCGAAAAGGCUUACCACCUUCCCAUACUCAGUAUGACUUUGUCGAGCUCCUGGAUGGCAGCAGGUUGAUUGCAAGAGAGCCGCGGAACCUGCUGGAGCCCGAGAGAGCAGGGCGGCAGGCGAGGUCCGUCAGUCUGCACGAGGCUGGCUUUAUCCAGUACCUGGAUUCUGGAAUCUGGCAUCUGGCUUUUUACAAUGACGGGAAAAAUGCGGAGCAGGUGUCCUUUAAUACCAUCGUCAUAGAGUCUGUGGUGGAAUGCCCCCGAAAUUGCCAUGGAAAUGGAGAGUGUGUUUCUGGAACUUGCCAUUGUUUUCCGGGAUUUUUAGGUCCGGAUUGUUCCAGAGCAGCCUGUCCCGUGUUGUGUAGCGGCAACGGGCAGUACUCCAAGGGCCGCUGUCUCUGCUUCAGCGGCUGGAAGGGCACGGAGUGCGACGUGCCCACCACGCAGUGCAUUGACCCGCAGUGCGGGGGGCGUGGGAUCUGCAUCAUGGGCUCUUGCGCUUGCAACUCGGGAUACAAAGGAGAAAAUUGUGAAGAAGCCGACUGUCUGGACCCCGGAUGUUCCAAUCACGGUGUUUGUAUCCACGGGGAAUGUCACUGCAGUCCAGGGUGGGGUGGUAGCAAUUGUGAACUAGUGAAGACCAUGUGUCCAGACCAGUGUUCUGGUCAUGGAACGUAUCUUCAGGAGAGCGGGUCCUGCACUUGUGACCCUAACUGGACUGGCCCAGACUGCUCAAAUGAAAUCUGUUCGGUGGACUGCGGCUCGCACGGAGUGUGCAUGGGGGGCACGUGUCGCUGUGAAGAGGGCUGGACCGGCGCCGCCUGCAGUCAGAGGGCCUGCCACCCGCGCUGCGCCGAGCACGGCACUUGCAAGGACGGCAAGUGCGAAUGCAGCCAGGGCUGGAACGGCGAGCACUGCACCAUCGAGGGUUGUCCUGGGCUGUGCAACAGCAAUGGAAGAUGUACACUGGACCAAAACGGCUGGCAUUGUGUUUGCCAACCAGGGUGGAGAGGAGCAGGCUGCGAUGUAGCCAUGGAGACUCUCUGCACAGACAGCAAGGACAAUGAAGGAGAUGGGCUCGUUGACUGUAUGGAUCCUGAUUGCUGUUUACAGAGCUCCUGCCAAAGCCAGGCUUACUGCCGAGGCCUGCCUGAUCCUCAGGACGUCAUCAGCCAAAGCUUACAGUCACCCUCGCAGCAAGCUGCCAAAUCCUUCUAUGAUCGAAUCAGUUUUCUUAUAGGGUCUGAGAGCACUCAUGUCAUACCUGGAGAAAGUCCUUUCAACAAGAGCCUUGCAUCCGUCAUUAGAGGCCAAGUACUAACUGCUGACGGAACUCCACUUAUUGGAGUAAAUGUGUCGUUUUUCCAUUACCCAGAAUAUGGAUAUACUAUUACCCGCCAGGAUGGAAUGUUUGAUUUGGUGGCAAAUGGCGGGGCGUCUCUUACUUUGGUAUUUGAACGCUCCCCAUUCCUCACUCAGUAUCAUACCGUGUGGAUUCCGUGGAAUGUCUUUUAUGUGAUGGAUACCCUCGUCAUGAAGAAGGAAGAGAAUGACAUUCCCAGCUGUGAUCUGAGUGGAUUUGUGAGGCCAAAUCCCAUCAUCGUGUCUUCUCCUUUAUCUACCUUUUUCAGAUCUUCUCCUGAAGACAGCCCCAUUAUUCCCGAAACACAGGUACUCCAUGAAGAAACGACAAUUCCAGGAACAGAUUUGAAACUUUCCUACUUGAGCUCCAGAGCGGCGGGAUAUAAGUCAGUUCUCAAGAUCACCAUGACCCAGUCCGUUAUACCAUUUAAUUUAAUGAAGGUUCACCUUAUGGUGGCUGUGGUAGGAAGACUCUUUCAGAAGUGGUUUCCCGCCUCGCCAAACCUGGCCUAUACUUUUAUAUGGGAUAAAACAGACGCCUAUAAUCAAAAGGUCUAUGGUCUAUCGGAAGCUGUUGUGUCGGUUGGAUACGAAUACGAGUCAUGUCUGGACCUGACUCUGUGGGAAAAGAGGACUGCCAUUUUGCAAGGUUAUGAAUUAGACGCUUCCAACAUGGGUGGUUGGACAUUGGAUAAACAUCAUGUGUUGGAUGUUCAGAAUGGUAUACUGUACAAGGGAAAUGGGGAAAACCAGUUCAUCUCCCAACAGCCUCCGGUUGUCAGUAGCAUCAUGGGAAAUGGCCGAAGGCGCAGCAUCUCAUGCCCGAGUUGCAACGGUCAGGCCGAUGGUAAUAAACUGUUGGCUCCAGUUGCAUUAGCUUGCGGGAUCGAUGGCAGCCUAUAUGUAGGGGAUUUCAACUAUGUUCGGCGAAUAUUCCCAUCUGGAAACGUAACAAGUGUUUUAGAAUUAAGCAGCAACCCAGCUCAUAGAUACUACCUGGCAACCGAUCCAGUCACAGGAGAUUUGUAUGUUUCUGACACGAACACCCGCAGAAUUUAUCGCCCAAAGUCACUUACGGGUACAAAAGAUUUGACUAAAAAUGCUGAAGUGGUCGCUGGGACUGGGGAGCAGUGCCUUCCAUUCGAUGAAGCCAGAUGUGGAGAUGGGGGGAAGGCUAUAGAAGCAACACUCAUGAGUCCCAAAGGAAUGGCGAUUGAUAAGAAUGGAUUGAUCUACUUUGUUGAUGGAACCAUGAUCAGAAAAGUUGAUCAAAAUGGGAUCAUAUCAACUCUCCUGGGCUCUAACGAUCUGACUUCAGCCAGACCUUUAACCUGUGACACCAGCAUGCACAUCAGCCAGGUGCGUCUGGAGUGGCCCACUGACCUCGCCAUUAACCCUAUGGAUAACUCCAUUUAUGUCCUGGAUAAUAACGUAGUCCUGCAGAUCACUGAGAACCGCCAAGUGCGCAUUGCUGCUGGACGGCCCAUGCACUGCCAGGUCCCAGGGGUGGAAUAUUCCGUGGGGAAGCAUGCAGUCCAGACGACCCUGGAAUCCGCCACCGCCAUCGCCGUGUCGUACAGCGGGGUCCUGUACAUCACGGAAACCGACGAGAAGAAAAUUAACCGGAUAAGGCAGGUCACCACGGACGGGGAGAUCUCGCUGGUGGCGGGGAUACCUUCCGAGUGUGACUGCAAAAAUGACGCCAACUGCGACUGUUACCAGAGUGGAGACGGGUACGCCAAAGACGCCAAGCUCAGUGCCCCGUCCUCCCUGGCCGCCUCCCCCGAUGGUACCCUGUACAUUGCGGACCUGGGCAACAUCCGGAUCCGGGCCGUGUCGAAGAACAAGCCCUUCCUUAACUCUAUGAACUUUUACGAAGUUGCCUCCCCAACCGACCAGGAACUCUAUAUCUUUGACAUCAAUGGCACUCACCAGUAUACUGUAAGUUUAGUCACUGGUGAUUACCUGUAUAAUUUUAGCUACAGCAAUGAUAACGAUGUAACUGCUGUGACAGACAGCAAUGGCAAUACUCUCAGAAUUAGACGGGACCCGAAUCGGAUGCCAGUUCGAGUGGUGUCUCCGGAUAACCAAGUCAUAUGGUUGACAAUAGGAACAAAUGGAUGUUUGAAAAGCAUGACCGCUCAAGGACUAGAAUUAGUUUUGUUUACUUACCAUGGCAAUAGUGGCCUUUUAGCCACCAAAAGCGAUGAGACUGGAUGGACAACAUUUUUUGACUAUGACAGCGAAGGUCGUCUGACAAAUGUUACAUUUCCAACUGGAGUCGUCACAAACCUGCACGGGGACAUGGACAAGGCCAUCACGGUGGACAUCGAGUCAUCCAGCCGUGAAGAGGAUGUCAGCAUCACUUCAAAUCUGUCCUCGAUCGACUCCUUCUACACCAUGGUUCAAGAUCAGUUAAGAAACAGCUAUCAGAUCGGUUAUGAUGGCUCCCUUAGAAUCAUCUACGCCAGUGGCCUCGAUUCACACUACCAGACGGAGCCCCACGUUCUGGCCGGCACGGCUAAUCCGACGGUUGCCAAAAGAAACAUGAGUCUUCCUGGUGAAAACGGUCAAAAUUUGGUCGAGUGGAGGUUCCGGAAAGAGCAAGCCCAAGGAAAAGUCAACGUCUUUGGUCGGAAGCUUCGGGUUAACGGCAGAAACCUCCUUUCAGUUGACUUUGAUCGAACAACAAAGACAGAAAAGAUCUACGAUGACCACCGUAAAUUCCUGCUGAGGAUCGCCUAUGACACGUCAGGGCACCCGACUCUCUGGCUGCCCAGCAGCAAGCUGAUGGCAGUUAAUGUCACCUACUCGUCCACCGGCCAGAUUGCCAGUGUGCAACGGGGAACGACGAGCGAGAAAGUGGAUUACGAUGGCCAGGGGAGGGUCGUAUCUCGGGUCUUUGCCGACGGUAAAACCUGGAGCUACACAUACUUGGACAAGUCCAUGGUCCUCCUGCUUCACAGCCAGAGGCAGUACAUCUUCGAAUACGACAUGUGGGACCGGCUGUCUGCCAUCACCAUGCCCAGUGUGGCUCGCCACACCAUGCAGACCAUCCGGUCCAUCGGCUACUACCGCAACAUUUACAACCCCCCCGAGAGCAACGCCUCUGUCAUCACGGACUACAAUGAAGAGGGGCUGCUUCUGCAGACGGCCUUCUUGGGGACCAGCCGGAGGGUCUUGUUCAAGUACAGAAGGCAGACCAGGCUCUCCGAGAUUCUAUAUGAUAGCACAAGAGUCAGUUUUACCUAUGACGAAACAGCGGGAGUCCUCAAAACGGUAAACCUCCAGAGCGAUGGUUUUAUUUGCACCAUUAGAUACAGGCAAAUUGGCCCCCUGAUUGACAGACAGAUUUUCCGCUUUAGUGAGGAUGGGAUGGUAAAUGCGAGAUUUGACUAUAGCUAUGACAACAGCUUUCGAGUGACCAGCAUGCAGGGUGUCAUCAAUGAAACGCCACUGCCCAUUGAUCUCUAUCAGUUUGAUGACAUUUCUGGCAAAGUUGAACAGUUUGGAAAAUUUGGAGUUAUAUAUUAUGAUAUUAACCAGAUCAUUUCCACAGCUGUAAUGACUUAUACGAAGCACUUUGAUGCCCAUGGCCGCAUCAAGGAAAUUCAGUAUGAGAUAUUCAGGUCACUCAUGUACUGGAUUACAAUUCAGUAUGAUAACAUGGGCCGGGUAACCAAAAGAGAAAUCAAAAUAGGGCCCUUUGCCAACACAACUAAAUAUGGUUACGAAUAUGAUGUUGAUGGACAGCUCCAAACAGUUUAUCUAAAUGAAAAGAUCAUGUGGCGUUACAACUAUGACCUGAAUGGAAACCUCCAUUUACUGAACCCGAGUAACAGUGCCCGUCUGACACCUCUUCGCUAUGACCUGCGAGACAGGAUCACCCGCCUCGGGGAUGUUCAGUAUCGGUUGGAUGAAGAUGGGUUUCUGCGUCAAAGAGGCACAGAGAUCUUCGAGUACAGCUCCAAGGGGCUUCUGACUCGGGUUUACAGUAAGGGCAGUGGCUGGACAGUGAUUUAUCGGUACGACGGCCUGGGAAGGCGCGUAUCUAGCAAAACCAGUCUGGGACAGCACCUGCAGUUUUUUUAUGCUGACUUAACUUAUCCCACGAGGAUUACUCAUGUGUACAACCAUUCGAGUUCAGAAAUUACUUCUCUCUAUUAUGAUCUCCAGGGACAUCUCUUUGCCAUGGAAAUCAGCAGUGGGGAUGAAUUCUACAUUGCGUCAGAUAACACAGGGACACCGUUGGCUGUCUUCAGUAGCAAUGGGCUUAUGCUAAAACAGAUUCAGUAUACUGCAUACGGUGAAAUCUAUUUUGACUCCAAUGUUGACUUUCAACUGGUAAUUGGAUUUCAUGGUGGCUUAUAUGACCCACUCACGAAAUUAAUCCACUUUGGAGAAAGAGAUUAUGAUAUUUUGGCAGGACGAUGGACAACACCUGACAUAGAAAUCUGGAAAAGAAUUGGGAAGGACCCAGCUCCUUUUAACCUCUAUAUGUUUAGGAAUAACAAUCCCGCAAGCAAAAUCCAUGAUGUGAAAGAUUACAUCACAGAUGUUAACAGCUGGCUGGUGACAUUCGGUUUCCAUCUGCACAAUGCUAUUCCUGGAUUCCCUGUUCCCAAAUUUGAUUUAACCGAGCCUUCUUAUGAACUUGUGAAGAGUCAGCAGUGGGAUGAUAUACCGCCCAUUUUUGGAGUUCAGCAACAAGUGGCCAGGCAGGCCAAGGCCUUCCUGUCCCUGGGGAAAAUGGCGGAGGUGCAGGUGAGCAGGCGCAAGGGCAGCGGCGCGCCCUCGUGGCUGUGGUUCGCCACGGUCAAGUCGCUGAUCGGCAAGGGCGUCAUGCUGGCCGUGAGCCAGGGCCGCGUGCAGACCAACGUGCUCAACAUCGCCAACGAGGACUGCAUCAAGGUGGCGGCCGUGCUCAACAACGCCUUCUACCUGGAGAACCUGCACUUCACCAUCGAGGGCAAGGACACGCACUACUUCAUCAAGACCACCACGCCCGAGAGCGACCUGGGCACGCUGCGGCUGACGAGCGGCCGCAAGGCCCUGGAGAACGGCAUCAACGUGACCGUGUCGCAGUCCACCACCGUGGUCAACGGCAGGACGCGCAGGUUCGCCGACGUGGAGAUGCAGUUCGGCGCGCUGGCGCUGCACGUGCGCUACGGCAUGACGCUGGACGAGGAGAAGGCGCGCAUCCUGGAGCAGGCGCGGCAGCGCGCGCUCGCCCGGGCCUGGGCGCGCGAGCAGCAGCGCGUGCGCGACGGCGAGGAGGGCGCGCGCCUCUGGACGGAGGGCGAGAAGCGGCAGCUGCUGAGCGCCGGCAAGGUGCAGGGCUACGACGGGUACUACGUACUCUCGGUGGAGCAGUACCCGGAGCUGGCCGACAGCGCCAACAACAUCCAGUUCCUCCGACAAAGCGAGAUCGGCAAGAGGUAACCCCCCGGGCCGGCUGCGGCGGACGGACGGCGGCCACCCGGCGCUGGGAGGCGGACCCAGCCGGGGGAGGGGCGCUGCGUCU